AUGACGUCGGCAAUGCCUAGCGCUGAUAGAAAUGAAGAACGUCGUCGUAGGGUGCUGUUGGGUCCAUUACCAGCCGGUUUCCUCCGAGCUGAUGGUACUACUGAGAGCAUUGAUCCUGACUAUGAAGCAGCACUUGCUUUGCAGCAGCAGCUGAGUGGGGCCACAAUACCAACAGCUGGCCCACCACUGACAGCAAGACUCAGCAUCACAAUAGCGCAGGCUAAACUUUCAAAAAAUUAUGGUCUGACCCGCAUGGACCCGUACGUACGAGUACGAGUAGGACACUGCAUCUACGAGACCCAUACUGACCCUAGCGGUGGUAGAACUCCCAGGUGGAACAAAGUCAUUCACUGCCUCCUACCACCUGGUGUUACUUCGAUAUAUUUAGAAAUAUUUGAUGAGUGUUCGUUUACGAUGGACGAGCUCAUUGCUUGGACUCACAUCAACAUACCACCAGCUGUACUACAGGGCGAGACAUACGACGAUUGGUUCCCUUUGAAUGGGAAACAAGGAGAUGGCAAAGAGGGUCACAUCAACUUGGUGCUCAGUUAUUCGGUUGGCCCGGCAACCGUCGCAACAUUCCCACCAAUGCUGGUAGUGCCAAGCACCGGUAUGGGUUACGCAGCAAUGCCAGUAUACCAGGCAACACCACAGCAGAUGGCGCCACAACACAUGGCGCCACGACCCCACAUGCCACCACCUCCGCAACAACCACCUGUCACUCCUGAACAAUUGCAACAGAUCGAGGAGAUGUUCCCGAGUAUGGACAAAGAAGUAAUCAGAUCGGUGCUUGAAGCCAACCGCGGCAACAAGGACGCUACUAUUAAUUCCCUGCUGCAAAUGUCAGAGUAA
Molecule: messenger RNA, 852 nt
Organism: Arctia plantaginis
Lineage: Eukaryota; Metazoa; Arthropoda; Insecta; Lepidoptera; Erebidae
Source: the annotation of a GenBank genome assembly